AUGAUCUGUAUCCUGCUGGUAGCUGGCCACGGCACUCUUUUAGAGACACAAAUCAAGAAUGAUGACACAGGUUUGUACAGCCACCUCACUGGAGUGCCUAAGGCCUUACUGCCCGGGACUGGAGGGAAGAAGAUCCUUGACUUCUGGUGGGAAACCGUCAACAUGCGGCAGCUGUUUACUGAAGUCUAUCUAGUUACCAAUGCAGACAAAUACAAGCAUUUUGAACGCUGGGCCACAGCUAACGACUUCCCUGUAGAAAAUGUUAUCAAUGAUGGGAGUACGACCCUAAAGAACUGUCUGGGAGCAGUGGCCGACCUGGAGCUGGUCAUACGCAGCCGGAAACUACAAGAUGACAUUAUUGUGAUAGCAGGGGACAUGCUGUGUGCAGAUCAAAACUUUGACAUCGCUCAAGUGAUCCGCUUCUUCAAGUCAAAGUCAGGAGAGCUGAUGAUCUACUAUGAACUGGAGGAGGGUGAGAAAAGCAGCUCGAGGGGCAUUGUGGAGGUCUGUCCUGACACUAACAAAAUUACACGUUUUUUGGAAAAGCCUGGGGAGGGACUGACAACGUCUCGACUGGCCAGUGUGGUGUUUUACUGUUUGCAGAAAGAGACUCUCUCGUAUCUGUCGGAGUUCCUUCUGCAGCCCCAAGGCGCUGACCGGAGCUUUGGGCAGUUUUGGGAGUGGCUUAUUAAUGAGAAGAAACAGGAUGUAUUUGGGAUGAAGCUGCCCACAGGAUUUCAAUUGAUUGGACAAGUGGGAUUAUCGGACUACACAAAAUGGCUGACACACUACUCAACUAAGCAGCAAGAUAAUCCAGCCAAGCCAAUCUCAUGCAAGUCGUAUGCCAGGGUUGGAUUAAUGGGGAAUCCUUCAGACGGCUUCAAUGGGAAAACUAUUGCAAUGACCAUUUCUAAUUUUUGGGCAGAGGUUACACUGACAGAAAGCCAGACUUUGGUCCUGGUUCCUCACCCACUCAAUGACCCCACUGAGUUUGGCAGUUUGCAGGAUCUCUUCUGCAUCAGCAGGAAAGAAGGUUAUCUCGGAGGUCUCAGGCUUUUGCAAGCAACGUGCAAGAAGUUUUAUCAAUUCUGCUCCAAACAAGGAAUUGCUUUAACAAAACAGAACUUUACCUUGAAAUAUGAUACAAAUAUUCCUCGACAAGUGGGUCUGGCUGGAAGCAGUGCCAUUGUGUCUGCUACUCUGAAGUGUCUUAUGAAGUUCUACAAUAUAACCGACGAUGAUUUGCCGAAACCUAUCAGAGCAGAUUUCAUCUUGAAUGUGGAGACAGAUGAGCUCUUCAUCACAGCGGGUCUACAGGACAGAGUGGUACAGGUCUAUGAAGGUUUGGUCUACAUGGAUUUCAGCAAGAAGCUCAUGGAUGAUCAAGGCUAUGGUAACUAUGUUUGUCUGGGCAUGAAGGACCUCCCCCAGUUCUGGUUGGCUUACCUGAGUGACCCUAGUGACUCUGGGCGCAUCCACAGCAACAUCAGACAUCGCUGGCUCAGUGGGGAGCCUCUAGUUGUGGAAGCCAUGACAACUUUUGCAGAUUUGACAGAUCAAGCAAAGAUUGCUUUAGAAACAAAAGACUGGAGUCGCUUAGCUCAAUUAAUGGAUCUAAACUUUGAGCUAAGAAGGACUGUGUACACUGAUGGCUGCUUGGGUCCUGGGAAUCUCAAAAUGGUUGCAUUAGCUCGGCAGUUUGGUUCUGCGGUGAAGUUACCUGGUAGUGGAGGAGCUGUGGUUGGCCUGUGUUUAGACCAAGCAAAAAUGAUGGAGAUGAGACAAGCGUUUCAGGAGGCUGGUUGUGUCUUCUGUGGCAUAGCCCCUUACAACCCCAGCAGCCAGCGCUGA
Molecule: messenger RNA, 1851 nt
Organism: Knipowitschia caucasica
Lineage: Eukaryota; Metazoa; Chordata; Actinopteri; Gobiiformes; Gobiidae
Source: the annotation of a GenBank genome assembly